GUCCAUCGGCGCUUUACGGCAGCACACAGUUCCGUCACACAAUCACGAACUGUGGCGUCGCUCUGCUAUUUAAAAAGAUAAGAAGAAACGGAUACGUUUAAGCUUAAUGUGAAUCCAUGGGGGGUAAGAAUAAACAGCGAACCAAAGGAAAUGUUCGGCCGUCCAGUAGCGGCCGAGCCGCCGCCGUACUGACCCGGGACGGGGGGGCGAUCCCGGGGUUCGUGGGCUUCGACACCGCGGUCACGUCGGAGCUGAGUUACGUCCCCGCCGUCCACGGCGCGGAGGAGAUCGACAACCUGGUAGAUGCCGACUUCCGCCUGGUGCUCCGGAAACUCUCCAAGAGGGAUGUCGUGACCAGACUGAAGGCGGUGCAGGACUUUGGGUCCAUGUGUCAGGAACGGGAUGCUGAAGAGGUGAAAGGGGUCCUGCCGUACUGGCCGAGGAUUUACUGCAAGAUAUCAGUGGACCACGAUCGCCGGAUCAGGGAGGCCACUCAACAGGCUUUUGAGCAGCUGGUGCUGAAAGUGCGCCGCAGCUUGGCCCCCAUUCUGAAGAGCUUGAUGGGCCACUGGAUUCUGUCCCAGUGUGACACUUACACACCCGCAGCUUCGGCCGCGUGCCAGGCCUUCCAGGCGGCUUUCUCGCCCGGGAAGCAGCCGGAGGCCAUCGGCUUCUGCAAGGACGAUAUCCUCAACGUGCUUCAAGAUGUUUUGUUGAAGGAAACGGCCGACACGCUGAGCGAUCCGCAAAGCGUGACGGAGGAGGAGAGGGAGAGCAAAUAUGUGCGAAUGGUGACCAGCUCUCUGUUGGGCGUGAGGAGACUGCUCUCCCUGCUGCUCCAGAGUGACCGGACGGCCCUGGAGGAAAGACUGGCGCAUCUUCUGAACUCUGGGAAGUUCUGGAAGUACAGCAAGCACAAGACGCCACAGGUGCGAGGGGCGUUCUUUGAGACGAUGUGCGCUCUGUGUGAGUUCACUCCAGGACUCGUGCAGGCUGAAGCAGCCCGACUCUGCCCCGCUGUUCUCCUCAGCAUUGACGACACGGAUCCUGUAGUGCUGCCGCCCGUCUGGGAGGCUGUUCUUCACGUUGUCACUACGAUCCCGGAUUCUUGGACACAUGUGAAUGCUAAGAAGGGCUUCUUACCUAAACUUUGGUCUCUUUUAAAAGUGGCUGGCAAAGGCAUGGCUAAGGCCCUCCACCCUAAUCUAAUGCCCCUCCUCAGCAAACUGCCCCAGCAGGUCACAGAUCCGACCUUGGACUUCUACACCACCUUCUUCUCUUCAGUCAUACAAGGUCUGUCCAGUGAACGUGCUGUGACCAGUCCCUCUGAAAGUGCGGUUAUAGUGACCUCUGUUGUUGAGUGCUUGAGGUACUGCAUACUGCACAGCACAGAAGACGAGGAGGAACAGAAAAAGAUCCGGACCAUGCUCCUUUCCCAGCAGCUCUUGCCGCUUCUAGAAAAGGCUCUUGGGGACCCCUCCCUUCAAAAUGGUCCUCUCUUCCUUUUGGUCACUGAAUUGCUUAUUUCCUGGGAGAAAAAGGCCGGCCUACGCGGUGACGAUGAAGACGAAGCUGAUGACAGCAGUGACAUCUUUCAAGUGCUCCUGGCAGACUUCUGGGAGGGACUGGGUCGUUUGUUUGUGCGUUACGCCGACAAUGAGGAUGCAGAUCCUCAGGCUUUGGAAGGAGUAGCCACCUUGCUGCAGGUAAUGCGCUACCCUGAGAGGGUGAAAAAGAAGCGCGCCCAGAAGAAGAAAUCUGUCAAGAUCUGUUUCUCUAAGCCAGAGAACAAUGAGAAAACUGUCGUUGAGGCCGAAGGUGUUGAGAAGCCCGUUCCGACGGCGUCGGAGCUGCUGAAUGAGAAGCCCCUCGGGUCCCUGCAGACCCAGCACUUCGAGGACGUGGUGUGUCAGCUGGCCCAACUGUGCCUGGUGCAUGUGAAUGAGAAGCACUCGGAGAGGCACCUUGUUUUCCUCUCCCUGCUGCUGCAGUCUUUCCACACGCCCAGGGUCUUCAGUACGUUGGUUGAGUUGGACGACAAAACGACACCGGGCAGCGAGCAGAGGGACGAGCUGACCAUGAAGAAUCCAGCCAUGCAGUUCCUGCUGGAGCAGGCGGUGGAGUGGCUGGCCGAGAGGGAGCGCACGGACACCGAGCACUUGGUGGAGAUGGUCUUCAGCUCGCUCCACUGCUGCAGCCCGCAGGAGAUCACCCGCAUCCUCAAUCACAUCACCACGAUGGGUUUACGGUGGGGAAUCAUCCUGCAAAUCUUCCAGAGGGCGAGCACGGACCCCGAGGCGCUCAUAAGCUGUCACGAUUGGCUGAAGGGUUCGGUUCUCGGCGAGCAGCUCCUUGGAUUGACUGAGGAGCUCUGCGACGUGCGAGGAAACGCUCCCGCUUCUACCGCUUCCACCAGCAACCACAGCUGGACACUCAUCAGCAUGGUCCUCUCGCAGCACCACAACAAUGGGCCUGUCAUAGGGGAGGUGUACAUGGAGAAGAUAUUAAAGAGGCUCCAUGCCACACUCUCUGAGACCAAGAGUCUGUCCGAUGCAGGCAACACGGAGCCACUCAUCUGCUUCAUCUGCGACGUGGCUUCCACCUUCUUCUCUUCUGUGCAAGACUGUCUUCUGCUCCUCUCUGCCGAGGAACUGCUGCUCACCGUCUUCCAGCUCACCGCCCAGGAUCCAACGCACACGCACCUUUCAGACUCUCUUUUGGAUAAGCUGAGGAAGGUGUGUGUGGCUGGGGUCCAGUCAUUGGUUCAACACUCUGAAUAUGAGGUCAAGAAAGGUGGUUUCCUGCACAGGGCAGCCGUUUGGGUUGUGAAGCAACUACUCACAGUUUCUCUGGAUAUUAAAAGUUUGCAGGUUCUAAUAGGGGCGGUGCAGAGCUUAGUGGAGACGAUCAUCUCCGUCUGCGAUAAAGAUUCCCCCCUCCCCGCCCGCUUCUUCACACAGCUGAUGCCCAGUCAGACAGAAUGGACCAGAAUAAGACAGGAUCUGCCUCCUCAGUGGGUCAAAACUCCUUUACUGACCGGCUGUUACCGCGGAGUUUGUGAAAAACCCUCCAUGGAAAUGUGGAAGUUGAGGGUUUCAGCCCGGCCACCUGCCCACCUUUGUGCCUGUGCCCUGUUGGGGAGGGUGGCCCAGACUGUUGCAUUCACACCUUGCGACAAAAAGGAGGCCGACUGGGAUUCUCCCUUGCCGAAGCUUCAAUACACAGUUUCAGAACUGUUGUAUGCUCUGCAGUGGUGUAAGGAGGUCGGGGACAUCGCUGCCUUUCACAGCCUGCUGACUGACUCGGGGCUCUUGGGUCUCCAGAGCCAGGUUCCAAUGAAAGACCUGCUGGAGACACUCUACUCGAGGUCAGUGGAGGGUGGGGGUCUCUGGUCUCUGACUCUAGGGAACUACAUCCACACCAAUAAAUUGGCAGCCACACACAGCGGAACCCUGAGAACGCUUUACGGCAGCGCAGACAGUUUGUUCCCAGUGUCUCACAGCAAACUGAGCACGCUCCAGGUGCUGUGCCCCACCAUGACCAAAGAGGACAGAGAGACUCUCGUUGCUCUGGCAACUGCUGGAAUAAUCAACUGGCAAGAAAAUGACGACGUGUAUGGGUGUCUAGCGGUACUGCUGUGCUGCCUAAAAGCCGACACGCAUGUAGAGGACGAGGUUCUGCAGGCUAUCCUGGCCACCGUGAUGGAGUGGAGGAGCGGCAAGGAGGAUUGGUUCCUCUUUAGCAGUGAUCUGUCCAAAGCAACGGCACCGCAGUUGAACCUCGCUGUGGAGAUGAUGCGUUUCCUGUCCUGGCUGGUGCCUAAUUGUCCGAGCGUUCUCGGGGCCGGCCAGUGGGAUUUCCUGCUCUGCUCCAUGUUGGCUUGGUUGGAGACUUCCAGUGAGAAUGUGAGCAGCUUGUGGAACCCGUGGGUGCAGUUGUUCGUGUGCGAGAAUGCUGCCGUGAUCGUGGCGCUGAACCAGUUCUUUGCAUCAUCUCCUCCCGAUGUGCUGGAGAAACUGCCGCCUGAACUAACCGCCGAAUGGACGGACUUCUUUGUUGAAGGAAUCUACAACCUUCUGUUUCCUUUACCUGUCAGUAUCACAGAUGCGUUCUCUGAACCGGAUGACCCCGUUUUCCCUCUGGCGGUGCUGCAGUCCGUCGGCGCGGCACUGAUGUAUGUGCCUGUGCAGCAGCUGAAACAGAACUCGCUGCCGCCGCGGUUCAUAGCGGACCAGAAGACCAACCUGCCAGAGCCCCUGCAGACGCUGCUCAACACCUUCUGUCCUCUGCUGCUCUUCAAGGCCAGGCCUCUGCAGAUCACUGUCUACCACUUGUUAGAAAAGGUCAUGCCUCAGCUGCCAGAGUGUGAUGGAGAAGGAGACAACAGCAAGUCUGAUGAUGAUAGUGAUGAGCCAUGUCUGUCUCCUCCCGCGUCUCUGAUGUCCGUCCUGUCCACCUGUGAGGAGCUGUGUGACAGCAUCCUCGCCGGGGUUCAAGUAGGAGAGUUUGCCGUGGUCCAGCCUCUCAGCGUGGAGUACUCCUGCAUCUUGGGGUACUUGUUAGCCUGGAAGCUGCUCCUCACGUUUUUCAAAUCCUCACCUUCCCAUCUGCGAGCCCAUUACGCCCAGUUUCUUAGGAGAAGCUGCUCCCUUAACAAGCUCCUCCUCCACCUCUUCAAACUGAUGCCAGAGAACCCCAUCUAUCCUAACCAGGGGCCAGAGACCAAGGAGACCAAGACCUUCUUUACAGAGAGCCAGUCUCUGGCUGUUCACAACGGCGACAGUGUUGAGUGGGAGCUCCAUCACCUGGCCUGCAGCGUGUACUAUAGCACGGUGCAGGACCUGCCCGCGAUGGUGCGCCUCUGGUGGAACAGCCAGGAGAAGAGAGUGAGCGCCGCCGUGGAGAAGUUCACCAUAAAAUACGUCAGCCCCGUUCUCUCCGCGCAGGAAAUCGCGUCCGUCCACACGAGCACUCAGAUGUUUGACAGCAUGACCGUGAAGGCCCGCUCGGCGGCGCGGGAGGUGAUUGCAACGUACUCCGUGGAUGACAUCUUCAUCGAGUUGGUGAUUCAGCUCCCACAAAACUGCCCUCUCGGCUCCAUCACUGUGGAGAGCGGGAGGCGCGUGGGAGUCGCUGUGCAGCAGUGGAGGAACUGGAUGCUGCAGCUGAGCACCUACCUCACACAUCAGAACGGCAGCAUAAUGGAAGGCUUGGCUCUGUGGAAGAACAACGUGGAUAAACGCUUCGAGGGAAUCGAGGAUUGCAUGAUCUGCUUCUCCGUCAUCCACGGCUCCAACUACUCGCUACCUAAGAAGGGCUGCCGCACCUGCAAAAAGAAAUUCCACUCGGCGUGUCUGUACAAAUGGUUCACAUCCAGCAAUAAGUCCACCUGUCCUCUGUGCAGAGAAACGUUCUUCUAACGCAGUCGUUGGCCCACGACGUAAAGGUUGCUGGUGUUUGGGAUUCACACAAUGAAAUUCCUUCUCUGGGGUGUUUGACUGAAUUAGCUUCAUUAUCUUGUUUCAUAUUAGUGGCAAUUAAGUAGAGUAACAACUAGUGAUAAUUAUAUUUCAGUGAAUAAACUGUUAAUUGUUUAUCAGUGCUUAACUGGAAUGUAUAUGCACAACAUUAUAAGAUCCUUGCCGGUGAUUUUCAAUAAUAUUAGUCACAGUUUUUAUCAUUUUGCAGACCUGAUUAUUUUUUUAAUUUUCUUUUUUUUUAGUUGUACAAGUGUAAGUUGAAUCACAAAGUUGGAAAAAACAAAAAGGCCUUCAAUUGUAAAUCAGCACCUGUUUAAAUGAUAAUAGUAAUUUUACAAAUGAAAAAUGGUCUCAAUAUUGCAAUUUCCAGAGAAGGUUUUAAAGGUAUUUCCUAAUAUUUAGGAGUGUAAAGAGAUCAUGUCUGAUUCUGGACAUUCCUUAUCCCAGCAUGACAUGGUAACGUGACCUGGUGAAAAGCUGGAAAGGGAACUUCUUUGGGGUGGAUUUUAAUUUCAGAAUGCCAAUGCCUCCCUUGUGCCUGUAUACAGCUGUUAACGAUGCUGGAAAAUGAAUAAAUACCAUUAAAAGAU
Molecule: messenger RNA, 6070 nt
Organism: Gasterosteus aculeatus aculeatus (three-spined stickleback)
Lineage: Eukaryota; Metazoa; Chordata; Actinopteri; Perciformes; Gasterosteidae
Gene: ltn1
Product: listerin E3 ubiquitin protein ligase 1
Biological process (GO): ribosome-associated ubiquitin-dependent protein catabolic process; rescue of stalled cytosolic ribosome
Cellular component (GO): RQC complex; cytosol
Molecular function (GO): ribosomal large subunit binding; zinc ion binding; ubiquitin protein ligase activity
Source: RefSeq, a predicted model, not a curated record